CGCCUUGGCAGUAGAUCCGACACUUCCCAUCCAAUUCCGCGAGCACCCGAUCAUCAAAACCAAACUGCGCAUCGAUUUUUCAAUCAAUCCCGGUCGAAUUUUGGCCUUGCAAGCCCAAUCGAUCGCCCGUCUAGCCAAGCCAAGAAUUCGAGUUCAGGAUGGGCAACUGUUUCCACACAACGCAUGGUCGUCGCGGCGUCGACGCCGUGCAUUGCGCCAAGAAGAGCUCGGUGCCGGUGGAGGGGGAGGAGGAGAAGAAAGCUACUCCGCCCGUGAAGGAGGUGAAGAUCAGGAUCACGAGGAAGCAGCUGGAGGAGCUUCUGCGGCGCCUCGACCAGGAGGAUGGCUGCAGCGGCGCCGUCAUCUCGGAGCUACUCUGCAUGACGAGCAGCUCCAGUUUCCGGCAUAGGGGGCAGGCCGCUCAGUGGACGCCGGCGCUGCAGAGCAUACCGGAGUGAGAAGUCAUCCUCCUGCCGCUACCACAUAUAUGUAUUGCUUUUUUUUUUUUGAGGGAGCUACAUAUAUAUUGCUAGCUAUACGGGCAGUAUAUUUAGUUAGUCGGCUGCUGCUGUGCUAGUGUUGUGUAUUAUUAUUGCCGGUCCUGCUCGGAACGCACAAAUUGCGACGAUCCUUCAUUCCUGGUACGUAGGUCUGAGAAUAGAUGAGCUUAAGAUAAUCUAUGUAAUUAGAAGAAAUGAACUCGUUGUGCAUUUUA
Hordeum vulgare subsp. vulgare (domesticated barley) is the source of this 715-nucleotide messenger RNA. RefSeq lists its product as uncharacterized. The coding region runs from base 159 to 458 and encodes 99 amino acids. Lineage: Eukaryota; Viridiplantae; Streptophyta; Magnoliopsida; Poales; Poaceae. The transcript has a single exon. The record is from RefSeq and is a predicted model, not a curated record.